Cottoperca gobio is the source of this 3002-nucleotide messenger RNA. RefSeq names its product testican-2. Bases 73 to 1359 code for a protein of 428 amino acids. Gene Ontology annotation, molecular function: collagen binding; extracellular matrix binding; protein binding. NCBI's taxonomy places the organism in Eukaryota, Metazoa, Chordata, Actinopteri, Perciformes, Bovichtidae. The transcript is spliced from 11 exons. Gene Ontology annotation, biological process: anatomical structure development. The record is from RefSeq and is a predicted model, not a curated record.
AGCAGCAGCAGCAGCAGCAGCAGCAGUCUUGUGUGUGGAUCCUUGGCAAGAGGACAGCAGCAGUAGCAGGAGAUGCAUCCCAGACCAAACUGUCUGAACAACAUGGUGGUUUUAAGAAUCGUCCCCUGCCUGUGUCUGCUGGUGGGCUUCUCGCUCCAGGUGGACGAGAAAAGUGGCAAAGAAGCAGGAAAAGCCGGGAAUUUCAUGGAAGAUGAGCAAUGGCUGUCAACCAUCUCCCAGUACGGGCGAAAGAUCAAACACUGGAAUCGCUUCAGAGACGAAGUCGAGGAUGACUACAUCAAAAACAUGGAGGAGAACAUUGGCUCUGAUGAAACCGUGGACACCACCAAGGACCCGUGCCAGAAUGUGAAGUGCAGCCGCCAUAAGGUGUGCGUCGCUCAGGGCUACCAGAGGGCCAUGUGUGUCAAUCGCAAGAAACUGGAGCACAGAGUCAAACAGUCAGAGCAGCUGGAAACUCAUGAAAGCAGCUGCAAGCCUUGUCCUGUUGCUGCCUCCUCACCUGUAUGUGGCUCUGAUGGACACAACUACGCCUCUGAGUGUAAGCUGGAGCAGCAGGCUUGCCUCAUCGGCAAAGAGCUGAGCAUCAUGUGUGCUGGCUUCUGCCCCUGUGCCACAGCUUCUGUUGCCCUCACAAAUACUGACGCAAAACGUGAGAGCUGCACCGGCCAGGACCUGGCAGACCUUGGCGACCGCCUGAGAGACUGGUUCCAACUCCUUCAUGGAAACGCAAAGCAAAAUAACUCUGGCAAGCUCGGAGCUGGCACCGCAUCAGCGCUGGACAAGAGCCUUGUAGCCAGCUGCAAGGACUCCAUUGGCUGGAUGUUCUCGAGGCUGGACACCAACAGUGACUUGUAUCUGGACCAAGCUGAGCUAGCUGCUAUUAACCUGGACAAAUACGAGGUCUGCAUCCGACCCUUCUUCAACUCCUGCGACAGCUACAAAGAUGGGAAGGUCUCUACGGCGGAGUGGUGCCUCUGCUUCUGGAGAGAAAAGCCGCCGUGCCUCGCCGAGCUGGAGAGGAUCCAAGUGCAGGAGGCGACUAAGAAGAAGCCUGGGAUGUACAUUCCCAGCUGCGAUGAGGACGGUUACUACAGGAAAGUGCAGUGUGACCAAAGCCGAGGGGAGUGCUGGUGCGUCGACCAGCAUGGUGGAGAGAUGAUGGGCACUAGAAUCCAUGGCAACCCCGACUGCGAUGAAGUGGCGGGAUAUUCUGGAGAUUUUGGGAGUGGAGUGGGAUGGGAGGAUGAAGAGGAGAAGGAGGCAGAUGACACCGGAGAGGAGGCGGAAGAGGAGGAAGAGGAGGAGGGCGAGGCUGACGACGGAGGAUAUAUCUGGUAGAACUGUCUGACCCCACGCGGAGAGACGAGUCACAGCCGCUGGCCUGAAAAUCUACAGGGAUGGCUCUGUCCUCUCAGCAAAAGAUUUUGGGAUCGGACCGGGGAGGCAUGGAGUUGUGUGUCAUCCUGGUGGGAUAUGUGGUGCUGGGCAGGUCCAGGGUGAGACGAUGACCCGUUUUUGUCUUAGAUAUGUGUAAUUGCUUCAUUCUCUUGUCUCAGUUUUUUUGAGCAACAGAGCUUUUUGUUUUGCCGUCCUGAAAAGCAGGACUCACUGACUACUGCGCCAUAGGUAGCUAAAGUCCAUCAGAAUUCCUGUCUUGUCCGACCGCCAUCUAUGCAUAUAGAGAUUACCAGUAAUUUUGUAUCGUGUGAACAAUUGCUUGAGUAUUAGAGCAGCCGUCCCACUGGAAUGACUAGAGAGCGGAAUUUUAAGGAAUAGUUUGACAUUUUAGGAAACAUGCUUGUUUGCUUUCUUGCUGAGAGAUUUGUGAGAAGCUCAAUGUAUGUCUCUUGUGUUGAAUAUGGAGCUAGAGCAAGGAGACGGUUAGCUUAGCUUAGCAUAAAGACUGGAAACAGUUGGCUCUCUCUAAAGGUUAAACAAAAACAGAACAAACCAAAACCACUAAAGCCCACUGAUUAAAAUCUUACAUCUGGUUGAAUCGGUACAAAAACCACAUAAUAACAAUGACGUGUUGCGUUAUUAUGAAGCGGAAGAGAAAUCAUCCGGCACAUAACACCCUUAAAUAUGCAUUUUACAGUUUUUGUACGGAUUAAACAAAGACGAUGCUGAGCUGAGAUGUUGAGCUUUACAGAUGCUGACAGGCAUAUGUUGUUGGCUGUUUUCCCCUGGUUUCAGUCUUUCAGGAAUUAUAUAAAACCCUGUGUUCAAAACGUGUUUCUGGCCCAAAAAGAAAAACAAUUAUUGCAGCUUUGAACUAAGUUACAGUAGUGGAUCCUGGUUGUAGCUUUAUAUUUACCGUACAGACAGAGAGUGAUAUUGAUCUUCUCAUCUAUCUUGAAAUAGAUAGAAAAUAAGCUUAUUCCGCAAAAGGUCAAACUAUUCCGUUAAAGCAGCUCAAUGAAAUGUGGUAAUGUAUGUCCAAACUGAUUCUGUAUAUAAAUUCAGUGUAAAUUAUCUGUGAAGCAAGAAUAGAGGAUUUCAGGUUACUAUAGUUUCAAGCUACCUUUAUGAUAAGGGUGCUCCACAGCUCAUAGCAGUUUUUAAAACAUGCGUGGAUACACACAACUACACAGGACCUACAUUUCCAGUUGGACCUUUAUUGAAAACCUGUAGAAUGUACUUUAAUGGCCCAAACUGCACCUACAGUAGAAACCUCUAGUCGCUGUCCUCUGCUAACUCUGAAAUCAUGUCAAAGAAUGUGCCACAACUAUGUUUUAUUAUCAGUUUGCAACUUGAAAAAACUGUAAUUUGUGUUUAUAAAAAAAUAUAUGUGUGCAUUACUUGAAGUUCUGUAUGUAUACUUGAAUUCACAUUGUAAUUCUUUUCUAUGAGAAUAUUGUUGCCAUGUCUUCAUUCAUGCUAUUGGUAGGCCAGACAUUUGGUUGUUUCUAGUAUUGCAUGUUAGUAAAUAAGAAUGUACUUCUAGGCUGAGCACUUUACUAAUAAAGGCACUGGAGCCAAAC